CUGUGUGAAUGUGGACCCUGAAGCGCGCCCCACGGCGGCCGAGGUGCUCUACUACAUGCAGGUGGCGCUGCGAAAUCAACACUUCUGAGAAUUUCUGAAAUCAUACGAGUAUAUCUUGGCUUAAGGAUUUGAAUAUUCUGGCAGUACCAAUAUCCGUUGGACAGCUCCUUCACUGCCAAGUUAAUAGCGGCGUCAACGAUACUUGGAAGCUGCAAAAGUUAAUGGAAAGCCGCAUCAAGCAUAAGUGUUCAAGUGCAUCGUGUCCGUGUCGUCCUGGAUAGUGCUGAGCUUGGCGGAUUUUGCCAAAAUGCACGUCUCGUGUUCCCAUCUGUUCGUGUUCACGGGGCCUGAUUUGCUGGGGCUUAUGGAUAUCUCUUCUGCGACGCUACGGGAGUCCGCCUUGAACUCUGAGGCCGCAGGGCCGGCUGUAUUUCAGCACUUCUCGUAGUCAGCGCAGACCUUCAUCGCGUCACCAUGCUGUAUGUCGCCGUGGUGGUGUCCAGCCUGUUACCACUGCUGGCCGUGGCUCAAGAUGACCAAGUCUCGUACGAGGUGAGUCUCAGCACGGGCGCGCUCAUCGGCAUCGUGGCCGGCUGCGUCGUCGCGCUGCUGCUGCUCAUUUGCUGCUGUUGCUACACGCGCAAGCGCCGGAGGGCCAAACGCAAACGAGAACUGGAGGAGGCAGUGGCCGCCGCCAUUAUCCACACGCCCAAGACCGGCGACUCGCACGCCAUCGACGUACCAUACGAACAGCAUCGCCAACACAACACUGGCUCCACCUACACAGGCUCCACGACUCACCCGCACCGGAGCGGCAACACAUACGGAGGAGACCCCAACUCUUCUACGACUGGAAGCGGAGGCAGACACUCUAUCAGUCUCUGGGACGACCCAGUGAUCGUUGCUGCUCGCAUCCCAUUCGACCGUGUGGAACUUGGCGAGCUGCUUAGCCGCGGCGGAUUCGGUGAAGUCUAUCGCGGCCGGUACCGCGACCAGAAUGUCGCGGUUAAGACGCUACUGCCGUCUACAAGGAAGGACAUGAAUCACAUCGAAGCGUUCCUGGCCGAAAUCAAGCUCAUGGCCACUAUGGAGCACCCACAGAUCGUGCAGUUCAUCGGUGUGGCCUGGGAAUCGUUGAGCGAGCUGUACGCAAUAUCCGAGUUUAUGGAGGGUGGAGACCUUCGUACUCUUCUUGUCAAGCACUACGAGAACGGUCACCCGCGGGGCUUUGAGCCCGCGAAGAUCAAGAUGGCGUUGCAGGUGGCACACGCUCUAACCUAUUUGCACUCUCUCGACCCCAUAGUGCUGCAUCGCGAUCUCAAAUCGAGGAACAUUUUGCUAACAGAGUCUUUGGAUGCCAAGAUAACGGAUUUUGGAGCUUCCCGUGAGCGGUCAGACAAAACCAUGACAGCGGGAGUGGGCACGAGCUUCUGGAUGGCACCCGAGGUUGUCAUGGGUGAACGGUACGGCGAGAAGGCCGACGUUUUCUCGUUUGGUGUUGUGCUCUCGGAGCUGGAUACGCACGAGUUGCCUUACUCCCAUGCCAAGGAGAACAGUGAAACUAGUCGACCACUGCCCGAUACGGCGGUGCUGCAGCUCGUGCUUAUGGGUAGACUGCAGGUACAGUUCUCUGGUGUUGGCCCCAUUGAGAUGACAGAGCUGGCCCGACAGUGCUUGCAGAUUGAGCCGCAGGAUCGCCCCACAGCAGCAGAGGUGCUCUAUCGGUUGCACACAAUCUCGAAGCAAUACCCGAGCAGCUAUGCGCUUUGAGCUAUUCAAGCUAUUAAUAAUUGUUAUUAAUAUAACAUGAUAAAACGUUUGCAAAGAA
This is a messenger RNA of Phytophthora nicotianae INRA-310, 1828 nucleotides long. Its product is annotated as TKL protein kinase. NCBI's taxonomy places the organism in Eukaryota, Oomycota, Peronosporomycetes, Peronosporales, Peronosporaceae. Gene Ontology annotation, molecular function: ATP binding; protein kinase activity. The transcript has a single exon. Gene Ontology annotation, biological process: protein phosphorylation. Bases 475 to 1770 code for a protein of 431 amino acids. The record is from RefSeq and is a predicted model, not a curated record.